Molecule: messenger RNA, 492 nt
Organism: Daldinia childiae
Lineage: Eukaryota; Fungi; Ascomycota; Sordariomycetes; Xylariales; Hypoxylaceae
Product: putative f-box domain containing protein
Exons: 1
Coding region: 1-492 (163 amino acids)
Molecular function (GO): protein binding
Source: RefSeq, a predicted model, not a curated record
AUGCAUCGUCAAUCUCGGGAACUAGAGGCCCGCCGUCGUAGGCUAGCCGCCGAAACUGGACGUCAACGGGCGGCAGCAGCCCGCCCUCUUCAAAUCAUCACGACUGAGUCCGAGACCGAGUCAUUGUCGGAAGUGGAUGUGACAGGAUUAGGCCGUCUAGCUGAUUUGCCCAAUGAGGUCAUUAUGAUAGUCUUUAACAAUUGUAGCCUACGCUCUCUCUUACGACUUGAGCGGGUGAACAAGGCUGCUAAAACGUUCGUGAACCUCUUACAAGAUAUCGAGUAUAUCAAAGCGACCGCGAAGGGUAUCAUUCAACGCGCAGUGCCACAUUACCGCAACUUCAUGUUCACUAUAUUGAAGAUCACAACGUAUCAUGGAUUACGCUAUCUUUUAACUACCUUUACCUGCGAGACUUGCGGCAAGCCGGGAUCGUUUCGCAUGAUCAAAGUCAAGGUCCUCUGUGAGGAUUGUCACUGUCCGAGGAAACAAUAG